AUGAUUCAUGAAGUGUCGCCAAGUCACAGUGGUGGUGGCACCGGUAGUUUAUUUGAUCUACCGACUAGAAGUAUAAAAUCUCCAUCAUCUUCAAGUAUAGAUACUAGUAGUCAAUCUUCAUUACAAUUAUCAAGUCCUAUUAAGAAACUACGAUUUGAUGAUAGAACUCAAACUCGAGUUAGUAUUGCCUUAAAAUAUCAUCAAUCGCUGAAUUCUUUAAAAUCUAUAUCAAGUUCAAGUCCAAGUCCAAUAAUUGAUGAUAUAGUUACUAAUAAUAUAUUUAAAUGGCAUGAUACAAUUACAUUAAAUUCCAUAAUAAAUUCUCCUGAUUUUAUAACUAAUAAUGGGUCAGUUGUUUGUUUAGAACCUUCAUCUAUUUAUAUUGCCUUAGGAACUAAUACAGGUUCAGUAAUUAUAUUUAAUUAUCAUCAAGGUGUUGAAUUCAUAUUAACUAUUGAAGAACAAUUUGAAGAUAAUAAUAAUAAUAAUUCCAGUAAUAAUAAUAUUAAUACGGUUGAUCCAAUUAUAAGUACAAUUGCCUUUUCUUCAGAUUCAACAUUUUUAGCUGCUGGUUAUACUAAUGGACAAAUUCGUUUAUGGGAUUUAUCAUCUAAAUCUUCUGAUACAUUCCCGGGAACUAUAUUACCAUAUUUUACAAUUAAUCCAAUAACUUUAAAGGAAAGAUUUACCAAAGUUAUAGAAGGUCAUCUUAAAAAUACUCCUAUAACCAAUAUAUCAUUUAUUGGAGAUAAAUAUAAUCAAUUAAUAUCAACUGAUCUUUCAGGUUUAGUAUUCUUUCAUAUUGGUAUAAAGAAAUUUCUUCAAAAAUAUUUUAUAUCUCAAAAGAUUCUUGGAAAUAAUGAUGCAAAUGUUAGUGAUAAUAGUAUUAUAAUUAGUGAUUGUCAAUUAUUACCUUUAGGUAAUUUACCUCAAAUAACUGAUCAAUUAGGUUUAGUGGCAGUUAUAACAAAUAAUAUAUUAAGUAUAACUUCAAUAAUGUCACUUAAUAAUCCUCAUAAUGUUAAUGUACGACAACAUUUUAAAAUUGCAAAAUCAAAACAAGUAACUAAUCAUAGUAAUAUUUCAGCUUGUCUUCAAUGGUAUCCCUGUAUGAUAGAAAAUGAUACAUUAAUUAAUGCAAAAUUAGUUUAUUCUUGGAAUAAUGUUUUAACUAUUGUUGAAUUAGAUAAUAAAUCAAUAUCAGGUAAUAUAUUAGAUGUUAUUAAAGAUUUAAAGGAUAAAGAUAAAGCUAUUCCAAAUUUUAGAAUUUAUAAAACUUGUCGAUGGUUAACUCCAAAUCCUCAAGAUUCAAUUAUAUCAUUAAAAUGGUUAUCAUCAGAAAUUUUAUGUGUAUUUAUUAAAAGUAAAGAUCUUGAAACUAUAACUAUGAUUACUUUAUGUUAUUUAACUAAUUUAAAUAAAUUAGUUGUAGCAGAAUCUUAUAAUUAUGCUAUUAAAUCAUUUAAACAUAGAAUAUUAGUAAUUUCAGAAGAUAAAAAAAUCAUUAUUGGUCGACUGUUAAAUUGGGCAGAUACAUUAAUUGAAUUAUUAGCUCAAGGUCAAUAUUAUCAAGCUUUAAUUAUAGCCAAUGAUUAUUAUUUAUCUAAUAAUAUAGGGAAAUUAAUUCUUGUUGGAUUACCAGCAAAUCCUAAUGAAAGAGCUCGACUUAUGGGAAGUUAUUUAAUUAAAAUUAUGAAUGAAGCAGUUCCUCAUAUUUUUACUAAACAUGAUGAACAUAGUCAAUUAAUCAUGUGUUUAAAUAUAAUAUCUUAUUUAUCUUUAAAGGAUACUUCAUCAAAUGAAUUAAUGGAUCUUUUAGAACUUGUAUUUGAAUAUUUGAAUAAUGAUAGUUUAUUCUUUGAAACUUUAAAAUCAUUUAUAUUAUCAAGUACAAUAUCAAUUGUUCCUCCAAUAAUUUUACAAAAACUUGUAGAAUAUUUUAUUGAAAAUGAUCAAGGAGAUUUAUUAACAGAAAUGUUAUGUAUAUUAGAUAUUCAUCUUUUAAAUAUUGAUUUAACUAUUCAAUUAUGUCAAAAAUAUCAUUUACGAGAAUGUUUAAUUUAUAUUUGGAAUUAUUUACUUAAUGAUUAUAUAACUCCAUUAAUUGAUUUUAUUAAAGAUUUUCAAAAUCCAAAUUUUUUAGCUUCAGAAGAUUCAAUUCAAGCUUAUACUUAUAUGACAUAUAUUUUAACUGGUAGACAAUAUCCUACUGAUAGUUUUAUUGAUAUUAAUAAAGAAAUUGAAAUCAAACAAUCUAUAACCAAUAUUUUAUUUUCAAUGACUCCAAUAACUAUUAAUGGUAAAAUCAUUCAAACUUCAAAUGAUAAUACAGUUUUCCCUUAUCUUUAUACAUUUUUACAAGCAAAUUCUUUUGAAAUGUUAACUACUUUAAAUGAAUUCUUUGAAGAUCAUUAUUUAAAUGAUAAUGAACAAAGAAAAUUAAAUCGUCAAUAUAUAACUGAAGCCUUAUUAGAUAUUUUUGAAAUUAAUGAAAGUCAUUUUACUGACUUUGAUCGAUGUCAAUUAUCGAUUUUUAUUGGCCGAAAUUAUCCCAAAUAUUCUCAAUUUAUUAGAUUAUCAGAAUCAACUUUAAGUAGGAUUAUUGAUAAUUUAUGUGAUAAUAAAGAGAGAAGUAUUGAAGGAGAUUGUGAAUUAGCUUUACAAAGUUUAUUACCUCAUUAUGAACCUGAAAAUGAUGAAUAUUUAUUAGAAAAAUUGCAUAAUGCCAAAUAUUAUAAUGUUUUAUUAAAUAUUUAUAAAUCUCAGGGCAAAUAUGCUAAAGUUUUAGAACUUUGGCUUGAAAAAUUAAGUAAUGGAGAAUCAGAAUCAAUUAAUAAUAUACUUGAAAGUUCAUUUAUAUUAUCAAAAUCAGUUAAUGAUAGAUUAAGUUUAAUUCGAGUAAUUAAGGAUAAUUUCGAAAGAUUUGCAUCCAUUGAUUUGGAAAAUUUUACUCGACUUGUUAGUAAAUAUAAUCCUCAAUUACAUGAAGAAAUAUUAUUGGUUACUAAUAAUGAUUCUCUUGUAUAUAAAUAUUUGAAAUUAUUAUUUGAACAAUCUAAAAUUGUUGAAUUAUCAAUCCAAAUCAAAAACUUUCAUAAUUUAACUAUUACAUAUAUUAAAUUAAUGUGUAUUUUAAACAAGCAGGAUGAAGUAUAUGACUUUCUUGAAAUAUGGAAAUAUAAUUUAAGAACACAUGAAGAAACCUUUGAAGAGGUAUUCAAAUUGUUACAAAAGGAAGAAUUAAUAGAUUGUGUGGCAUCCUUUUUGGUUUUGCAGCAAAAAUACAGGCAAGCAUUAGAAGAAAUUUUAAACUAUAUAAAACCAACAAUACUUUUGAAACCACAAGAAGGUGGUCGUAGUCUAGAAUAUUUCAGAGUUAUAAUAACUCAUGCUAUGGAUAUUUGUGAAAUACCCGAGACAUUGACUAUAAAGUAUGAUGAUGAGUUAUUUUUGAACGAAAAGUUAUGGUUAGAACUCAUAGAAUCAUUAGUAGAAAUGGCUAAUUUAACUAUUAAUGAUGAUUUGAUUCAUCAAUUCAUAAAUAGAUGUAUUCAUGAUACAUUUAGACAGAUUAGUAAUACGAAAAUCAAACAACAAGAGAGAUCAUUCUUGGUUAUUUUUAAUAAGUUUCUUACUAGUUCAUCUGAUAAAUCUACUUUAUCUAAUAUUAGAGGGAUCUUACAAGAAGUUUUUAUUUCAUAUUCUUAUGAGAGUGAGAUGCUCCAAAUUUCAUUGGCUAUGCUUAAUGAAAAUAUAUAUAAGAGUAUGCAAUUAAUUAAACUAGAAAACUUACGUGGAUGGAUUAUUACUUCUAAGAUUUGUUCUUCUUGUGGCAAAGUAAUGUGGGGCAAUGGAUUAAGUGAGCAACAAUUGGCGGAACAUUAUGAUGCGUGGGAAGAUAAUCAACGCUCAUCAUUAGUUUUAACGGCUGCCGAUAUAAAUUACUUUAAAACCCUAUUUGAUAAAGACAAGUAUCACGAUUGUGAAUUAAUUUUUUUUAAGUGUAAUCAUGGUUAUCAUUCGAAAUGUUUAGAUAAUCUUGGAGGUAAAAGGGUUAAAACGUGUGUUAUAUGUUCUUCUAAUUAA
Messenger RNA from Scheffersomyces amazonensis, 4086 nucleotides. RefSeq names its product CORVET complex membrane-binding subunit (gene VPS8). Gene Ontology annotation, molecular function: protein binding. The transcript is spliced from 4 exons. NCBI's taxonomy places the organism in Eukaryota, Fungi, Ascomycota, Pichiomycetes, Serinales, Debaryomycetaceae. Bases 1 to 4086 code for a protein of 1361 amino acids. Gene Ontology annotation, cellular component: late endosome; HOPS complex. The record is from RefSeq and is a predicted model, not a curated record. Gene Ontology annotation, biological process: protein targeting to vacuole; endosomal vesicle fusion.